Molecule: messenger RNA, 1320 nt
Organism: Lichtheimia ornata
Lineage: Eukaryota; Fungi; Mucoromycota; Mucoromycetes; Mucorales; Lichtheimiaceae
Product: guanine deaminase
Exons: 3
Coding region: 1-1320 (439 amino acids)
Biological process (GO): guanine catabolic process
Cellular component (GO): cytosol
Molecular function (GO): guanine deaminase activity; zinc ion binding
Source: RefSeq, a predicted model, not a curated record
AUGCUUCUUUACGGCACAAUUGUCCAUACACCCAAACGAGGAACGAUCUCCAUUCACACCAAUGCUCUCUUGGCCACCAAUGAGGAUGGUCGCAUUGUCGCGUUGAAAGACAACAUUCCUGAAGACAAGCUUGACAGCACCAUUGACACCCUUCAACUUGGUCACCAACGCCAAAGUCUUUUGAAGCUUUCACCAACGCAGUUCAUUCUACCAGGCCUUAUUGACACUCAUAUCCAUGCUCCACAAAUCACAUACACCGGAACGGCGACUGAUGUUCCUUUGAUGGAUUGGCUUCAAAAGUACACAUUUCCAAGCGAACGACAAUUUGAGGAUCCUGAAUGGGCACGCAAAGUAUAUGACGUCCUAGUGAAAAGAUUGCUUCGUAAUGGUACCACAACUGCAUUAUACUUUUCAUCCAUUCAUCUUGAAGCAUCCAAGAUCCUGGCUGAUGCAGCAUUGAAGCAUGGACAACGAGCCUUUAUUGGCAAAGUGUGUAUGGAUCAGCAUGGUGCUGAAGGAUACAUUGAAACGACCGAACAAUCGAUCGAGGAUACCAAAGCCUUCAUUGCUUAUUGUCAAUCCAAGCAACGACCCCAGCAUCUCGUUCCAGUCAUCACGCCACGCUUCCUUCCUACAUGUUCUCCUGCCUUGCUCGAACAAUUGGGUGCACUAGCAAGACAACAUGACCUGCCCAUUCAAUCUCAUAUUUCCGAAUCACUUGACGAGGUGGCCUUUGUGCAUGCAUUGUAUGGAAAUGAGGAUACGGAUACCGAGAUAUUUGAUCGUAUGGGAUUAUUGACACAGCGUUCCGUCAUGGCGCAUGGUGUGCAUUUAUCGCCCAACGACGUGGAUACCAUGGUAGCACGGGGCUCAGCUGUGGCAGUGUGUCCACUCUCCAAUGUUUAUUUUGCCAAUGGCGUAUUCCCCGUUCAACCUUAUCAAAAGCUCAAGAUGGGACUUGGCACGGAUGUGGCAGGUGGCUAUUCUCCCAGUAUGCUUCAAUCCAUUCGACAUUGUGCUGUUGCAUCCCGAUACCUUGCUACACAAAAGGAUCAUGAUCCAUCACUCGUGGUAGAUUGGAUGACUGCUCUCUACAUGGCUACCUUGGGAGGUGCUGAAGCGCUUGGACUACAAGAUGAAGUUGGCAGUUUUGAGAUGAACAAGUCAUUGGAUGCAUUGCUUGUGGAUAUCGCCACGGAGAAUUCGCCCAUUGAUCUCUUGGAUGAUAUCACUCCUAUGGAUAUGGUAGAAAAGUUUAUCAACCUAGGCGAUGAUCGCAAUAUUAUUAGCGUAUGGGUAUCAGGCGAACGUAAAUUGUAA